Molecule: messenger RNA, 708 nt
Organism: Fonsecaea monophora
Lineage: Eukaryota; Fungi; Ascomycota; Eurotiomycetes; Chaetothyriales; Herpotrichiellaceae
Exons: 9
Coding region: 1-708 (235 amino acids)
Biological process (GO): fatty acid elongation
Molecular function (GO): oxidoreductase activity, acting on the CH-OH group of donors, NAD or NADP as acceptor
Source: RefSeq, a predicted model, not a curated record
AUGGUUGUGGCAAUUGUGACAGGCGCCUCAAGAGGCAUCGGGCGGGCGAUUGCCCUGCAGCUUGCCGAUGACGGGAUGGAUGUUGCAGUCAAUGACAUCCAAGCACAGGCUCAAGAGUUGGAGGCCGUCAAGGCGGAAGUGGAAGCAAAAGGUGGGAAGAACCUCAGCGGUGGAGAUGCCACUCCUGGGAACGUCAAAAUUGUCUUGCAUUGCCUACUUCCAAAUGCUCACGGAAAUCCGGCGCAGGCAGAAGAUCGAUCUGUCUUUUUGCCGAUAACUGACCUUGAGAUCCCCGCAGCUAAGCAGAUGAUCAAGCAAGGCAAAGGAGGAAAAAUCCUCGGGGCUUGUUCCACUGCUGGCUUCAAGGCGACCGGCAAUGCCGGAGCAUACUCGACCAGCAAAUGGGCCGUUCGGGGACUGACCCAGCUUGCGGCGGGAGAGUUUGCACCUUACGAUAUCAACGUGAAUGCCUACGCGCCCGGCCCCGUCGACACACCAAUGUGGAAGGCGAUUGGCGCCAGCCUCUCCCAGCGACAUGGCAUUGAUCCAGAAGUUGCGUUCCAGAAAUCUGUCGAGGCACGAGCAGUGCUCAAGCGUUCGCAGACCCCUGAAGAUAUCGCCAAUCUGGUCAGUUUUCUAGCAAGUCCCAAAGCGAGGAACAUCACGGGUCAGACCGUCUUGUGUGAUGGAGGCAUCAAUUUCUCGUGA